Pneumocystis jirovecii RU7 is the source of this 3627-nucleotide messenger RNA. RefSeq names its product splicing factor 3B subunit 1. Gene Ontology annotation, cellular component: U2-type prespliceosome; U2 snRNP; catalytic step 2 spliceosome. The record is from RefSeq and is a predicted model, not a curated record. Gene Ontology annotation, molecular function: mRNA binding. Lineage: Eukaryota; Fungi; Ascomycota; Pneumocystomycetes; Pneumocystales; Pneumocystaceae. Gene Ontology annotation, biological process: spliceosomal complex assembly. The transcript is spliced from 5 exons. The coding region runs from base 1 to 3627 and encodes 1208 amino acids.
AUGUCUGAUGCAGAAUUUGAAGAAAUUCGUCGUCUUCAAUUAGAAAGGAAUUUAAAGAAAGAAGAAAAUUUUCCUUUAAAAAAUCCAGAUUCUAAUGAGACAAAUAUUCCAGAAAAAGUGUCAGUGGUAAUAGAUUCUAAUAAAAAAUAUGAUGAUGAUUUAUAUAUUAAUGAACGUCCUGUUGAAUAUGAUUCAAGCAUUUCUUUUAAUGCAGAAAAUGCUGAGGCAAAUUUUCAGGAACAACCACAUAGGCUAGUAGGUCAAUAUACAGCACCAAAGUAUCUUUUAAAUGAUUUUUCUAAUGAGGAUGAUCCUAGUCCUAUUAAUAAAGACACAAAUAAGAAACAAAUUAUAAGUAGAGAAUCUGAUUAUCAAAAACGACGUUUUGAUCAAAUACUUACACCUGCUCGGCAAGAUGCAUUUUCUGCAAAUAAAAAAAAAGGAAGCUCUGAUGAUGGUCGUUCAUAUGCUGAUAUAAUGCGUGAAAGAGAACUCGAAAGAGAAGAAGUUCGGGUUCAUCGUGCAAUUGCUGAAAAGAAAAAAGAAAAGAUUGAAGAUAAUGUUGAUAAAGAGAAUAUAGAAAUAAAACAUAGAAAAAGACGCUGGGAUACUUCUGAAUCAUCUAAUGACUCUGAAAAUAAGUCAGAUUGGAGUAGCACACAGGAUACGCCAAUUACAAAGAGACGAUCAAGAUGGGAUCAAACUCCUGUUCCUAUAAUUCCAGGGCAAGUAUCUGAUAUCCCUACACCUAAACGUUCGCGAUGGGAUCAAACUCCUGUUAUUGGUAUUACACCUAUUGCUUCUCAAGGUUUACAAACACCCUUACCCAAUAUGAUACCUCAAAUGCCUAUAUCAUUUGGGACAGAUGUUUCACAACGUUUUUAUGAUUUUUCUGAUGAAGAGCUUGAUGAAAUAUUACCUGUAAAAGGAUUUAAAGUUCUCGAUCCUCCUCCAGGAUACGCUCCUAUACGAACUCCUGUUAGAAAACUUGUAGCGACUCCGCUUGCUGGUGAUGGGGGGUUUACGAUGCAGGAGAUAGAUAACGCAGCUAAUAAACAACUUAAUGCAGGUCUUCCAACUGAUAUUCCUGGUGUUGGGGAUCUUGCUUUUUUUAAACAAGAAGAUAUGAAAUAUUUUGGUAAACUUAUGGAUUCUACUGAUGAAUCUGAGCUUUCUGUUGAGGAACUAAAAGAAAGAAAAAUUAUGCGGUUAUUACUUAAGAUUAAAAAUGGAACACCUUCAAUGAGAAAGUCAGCUUUACGACAAAUUACAGAUAAAGCAAGAGAGUUUGGAGCAGGCUCAUUAUUUAAUCAAAUUCUUCCUUUGCUAAUGGAGCGUACUCUUGAGGAUCAAGAGAGACAUCUUCUUGUAAAAGUUAUUGAUAGAAUUUUAUAUAAACUUGAUGAUCUUGUACGCCCAUACGUACAUAAAAUUCUUGUUGUUAUUGAACCUUUGUUAAUUGAUGAGGAUUACUAUGCACGUGUUGAAGGUCGUGAAAUUAUAUCAAAUUUAUCAAAAGCAGCUGGAUUAGCUCAUAUGAUUUCUACUAUGCGUCCAGAUAUUGAUCAUGUUGAUGAAUAUGUCCGAAAUACUACUGCACGAGCUUUUUCUGUAGUGGCAUCUGCUCUUGGGAUUCCUGCUUUACUUCCUUUUUUGAAAGCUGUUUGCCGUAGUAAAAAAAGUUGGCAAGCAAGACAUACAGGUGUCAAAAUUGUCCAACAAAUAGCUAUUCUUAUGGGAUGUGCAAUCUUGCCUCACUUAACUAAUUUGGUGGAUGCCAUUGGAAGUGGGUUGGAAGAUGAACAACAAAAGGUUAGAAUUAUUACUGCAUUAGCCAUUGCAGCACUUGCUGAGGCUGCUGCUCCAUAUGGUUUUGAAUCUUUUGAUAUUGUUUUGCGACCAUUAUGGAAAGGAGUUCAAAAAUAUAGAGGUAAAGGACUUGCUGCAUUUUUAAAAGCAACAGGGUAUAUAAUUCCUUUAAUGGAUGCAGAAUAUGCAAAUCAUUAUACAACUCAGAUUAUGAAAAUUUUGAUACGAGAAUUUCAAUCUCCAGAUGAAGAAAUGAAAAAAAUUGUUUUAAAAGUUGUGAGUCAAUCUGCUGCUACAGAUGGAGUAGACGCUACGUACUUAAGAAUAGAAGUUAUACCUGAAUUUUUUAAAAAUUUUUGGGUGCGAAGAAUGGCCCUCGAUAGAAGAAAUUAUCGUCAAGUUGUUGAAACAACUGUUGAGCUUGCUCAAAAAGUUGGUGUUACUGAAAUUAUAGAGAAGAUUGUAGACCAUUUAAAAGAUGAAAGUGAGCCAUACAGGAAAAUGGCAGUUGAGACCAUUGAGAAGAUUAUUGCUGGACUAGGUGCUGCUGACAUUAAUAGUCGUCUUGAGGAACGUUUAAUUGAUGGUGUUUUGUAUGCUUUUCAAGAGCAAUCCAUGGAAGAUGUUGUUAUGUUAAAUGGUUUUGGGACAGUAGUUAAUGCAUUGGGUAUGAGAUGCAAACCAUAUCUUCCACAAAUUGUUUCUACAAUUUUAUGGAGAUUAAAUAACAAGUCAGCAAAAGUAAGACAACAGUCAGCAGAUCUUGUUUCUCGUAUUUCUGUUGUUAUGAAAACAUGUGGGGAAGAGCAACUUAUGGGUAAACUUGGUCUUGUGCUUUAUGAGUAUUUAGGAGAAGAAUACCCUGAAGUUUUAGGAUCUAUUCUUGGUGCUUUAAAGUCGAUUGUAAAUGUUGUUGGUAUGACCUCGAUGACACCACCAAUUAAAGAUUUGUUACCUAGAUUAACACCUAUUCUUCGUAAUCGUCAUGAAAAGGUUCAAGAAAAUACUAUUGACCUUGUUGGUCGUAUUGCAGAUCGUGGUUCAGAAUUUGUUUCAGCCCGUGAAUGGAUGAGGAUAUGUUUCGAACUAUUAGAUAUGCUUAAAGCGCAUAAAAAAGGUAUUCGUCGAGCUGCUGUAAAUACUUUCGGUUUUAUUGCAAAAGCUAUUGGUCCUCAGGAUGUGUUAGCUACUUUACUUAAUAACUUAAAAGUUCAAGAACGACAAAAUCGUGUUUGUACAACUGUAGCGAUUGCUAUUGUUGCUGAAACAUGUGCACCCUUUACUGUUUUGCCUGCUGUAAUGAAUGAAUACAGGGUCCCUGAACUUAAUGUUCAGAAUGGUGUUUUGAAGUCUCUUUCCUUCUUAUUUGAAUAUAUUGGUGAAAUGGGCAAAGAUUACAUAUAUGCAGUUGUACCUUUAUUAUGUGAUGCAUUAACAGAUAGAGAUCAGGUUCAUCGACAAACGGCUGCCACUACUGUUUCUCAUUUAUCUCUUGGUGUUGUUGGACUUGGCUGUGAAGAUGCUAUGAUUCAUUUAUUAAAUACUGUAUGGCCAAAUAUUUUUGAACAAUCUCCUCAUCUUAUUAAUGCAGUUAUUAAUGCUAUCGAUGGUAUUCGAACUGCUAUUGGUCCUGGUAUUUUAAUGAUGUAUAUUUUACAAGGUUUAUUUCAUCCAAGUAGAAAAGUUCGUGAUGUUUAUUGGCGUCUUUAUAAUAAUAUGUAUGUUCAACAAGCAGAUUCAAUGGUCCCAUAUUAUCCAAAUAUCGAUGAUGAUGAAUUUAGCCGGUUUUUUCGUCAUGAGAUGCAGAUUUGGGUAUAA